UGUACUAUUUCCGUUUGCGUGCUGGAGCUCAAAACAUGGAGCAGAAUAAUGGAGAUGGGAACUUGGCCCAGGUUCGGCAUGUUGUUCUGGUGCUGUCAGGGAAAGGAGGUGUGGGAAAGAGCACCAUCACCACAGCGUUAGCCCUGGCUCUCAGGCAUGUAGGAAAAAAGGUUGGUAUCCUGGACGUUGACCUUUGUGGGCCCAGUAUCCCCCAGAUGCUGAGUGUGGGCCGGCCAGAGGUGCACCAGUGUGACUCAGGUUGGGUACCAGUUUACACAGAUCCACAGAAGAGUCUGGCUCUUAUGUCCAUUGGUUUCCUGAUGGAAGACCCAGAUGAAGCUGUGGUGUGGAGGGGGCCAAAGAAAACAGCUUUGAUUGGCCAGUUUGUGUCAGAUGUUGCCUGGGGGGAGCUGGAUGUGCUGCUGGUGGACACACCACCCGGGACGUCCGAUGAGCACCUGGCUGUACUUGAAAACCUUAAAAAACACAAGGUGGAUGGAGCCAUUUUAGUCACCACACCUCAGGCUGUAUCAACAGGAGACGUGAGAAGAGAAAUCACCUUCUGUAAGAAAACAGGUCUUCGGAUCUUGGGAAUUGUAGAGAACAUGAGUGGCUUUGUUUGUCCGCACUGCUCGGAGUGCAGCAACAUAUUUUCAAAGGGCGGUGGUGAAGAACUGGCUGAGCUCACCGGAUCAGUGUUCUUAGGUUCAGUACCUUUGGAUCCUCUUCUCAGCGCCAGUUUAGAGGAAGGAAAAGAUUUCACACGGUCGUUUCCGGACAGCGCCACAUUCAGCGCCAUCAGCAAUAUUUCUCAAACUUUGCUCAAGGGCCUUGAAACAGAUUCCGUUUAGGUGAAUUGUAAUUUUUUUUUGUUACAUUUACCACGUGUCUGAAAAAAAUAAAGC
Molecule: messenger RNA, 905 nt
Organism: Nematolebias whitei (Rio pearlfish)
Lineage: Eukaryota; Metazoa; Chordata; Actinopteri; Cyprinodontiformes; Rivulidae
Gene: nubp2
Product: nucleotide binding protein 2 (MinD homolog, E. coli)
Exons: 7
Coding region: 36-851 (271 amino acids)
Biological process (GO): iron-sulfur cluster assembly
Cellular component (GO): cytosol
Molecular function (GO): ATP binding; 4 iron, 4 sulfur cluster binding; ATP-dependent FeS chaperone activity
Source: RefSeq, a predicted model, not a curated record